Molecule: messenger RNA, 437 nt
Organism: Megalobrama amblycephala (Wuchang bream)
Lineage: Eukaryota; Metazoa; Chordata; Actinopteri; Cypriniformes; Xenocyprididae
Gene: rps21
Product: ribosomal protein S21
Exons: 6
Coding region: 133-384 (83 amino acids)
Biological process (GO): translation; endonucleolytic cleavage in ITS1 to separate SSU-rRNA from 5.8S rRNA and LSU-rRNA from tricistronic rRNA transcript (SSU-rRNA, 5.8S rRNA, LSU-rRNA); endonucleolytic cleavage to generate mature 3'-end of SSU-rRNA from (SSU-rRNA, 5.8S rRNA, LSU-rRNA)
Cellular component (GO): cytosolic small ribosomal subunit; ribosome
Molecular function (GO): structural constituent of ribosome
Source: RefSeq, a predicted model, not a curated record
GGAGAAUAAAUAUUUCUUCUGUUGAAUAAAGAGCAUGCACUCUUAUUCUGUCUUUCCUGUUACGUCACUUCCUGACCCUUUCUCUUUCCUUUCCGUGUCGGCCAUUUGUGUUAAUCGACUGAGCUGAUAAAGAUGCAGAACGACGCUGGUGAAUUCGUGGACCUGUACGUCCCUCGUAAAUGCUCUGCUAGCAACAGGAUCAUUGGUGCCAAGGACCAUGCCUCCAUCCAGAUCAACAUUGCUGAGGUGGAUAGGGCAACAGGCAGGUUCAACGGACAGUUCAAGACUUACGCCAUCUGUGGCGCCAUCCGUAGAAUGGGUGAAGCUGAUGACUCCCUCCUGAGGCUCGCAAAGAACGACAGCAUUGUGGCAAAGAACAUCUAAGUGUAAGGAUGGGCUCUGGAAGUUUCUUUGUAAAAUAAAAAAAUAAAAUUGGA